Molecule: messenger RNA, 3491 nt
Organism: Pleuronectes platessa (European plaice)
Lineage: Eukaryota; Metazoa; Chordata; Actinopteri; Pleuronectiformes; Pleuronectidae
Product: gap junction delta-3 protein
Exons: 2
Coding region: 995-1843 (282 amino acids)
Biological process (GO): cell communication
Cellular component (GO): connexin complex
Source: RefSeq, a predicted model, not a curated record
UUUCAUUUUAAGAGUCAGCGACUGACUUUAUUGCGUUUGUUUUCAUUCUCAAGACCUGUUUGAUCAUUGACAGUUGAAGUGAUAAGUUAUCGGUAUAUUUAGCCACAAUUAAAGUUAAUCAGUUGUGAUUAUGACACAGAAUAGUGUUUACAGUAAAUGCAGUGGAUUUAAUGAAGCUGGUCUGUGUAGUCUUUGAUUCACUGGGAAGUUGUGACUGAACAAAUCCUAAACUCAAAACCACUGAGUUCAAAAUCUGCCGGACAUGUGACGCCAGUGAUUGCAAACGUUAAUCAGAGCUUGCUUCAGUCGUUUUCACAUGUUCUCCUGUGAGCAGGGCAACCGGUGGUACAGCUUAGAACAGAUCCUUCCUGCCAUUUAGGAAGCGCUUUGAAAAUGCUCAUCAAGAUUUAGCCUCUCUCUGGGUAAACAUCACUUUUGUGUGGUACUCCGGUGGGGGAGGAAUUUCCUUAAACCGCCGCCGCCCUGUCAAUUAUAAGCACCGGGCAAAACCUCGAUGCCGGGCCAUUCGGAGCGAGUGAGAGCAACACAAGUCAGGCUGGACAUGAGCUUAACGUCUGGACUGGGUGUGACUUCAUUCUUUCAAGUCAUACCUGUGUAGCAGGAGAUAAACGAGAAGAGCCCCAGACAGGAUUUUAAGGCUUAUCAGAGGUUUAGGUUGCAGGUGUCUCUGAAACACCUUUUGCUGAACCUGUUCUGUCGUCUGAUCGCAUCUGAGUCGAGUUUCAGACUCGACCAGCCGGUGUUUUUCCAAAGGCUGCCGCUUGUCUUUGGAAUCCGAGGCGCUAUCACUGAUUCAGACGCAGGAGCCGGGGACCAAACUUUGACCUGCAGAUCAGUCUCACUUUGAGUCAUGAAAUUGGGAUAACAGGUCACUAGUUUCUGUUUUCAUCCAGAGGCAGCUGUCACUCCGAGAAGGACAGGUUGAUAAAUCACCUGCUUCCCAAGGAUCUGUACCCGGGACACUGCUGCAAUCAUGGGGGAAUGGGGCUACCUCGGCGGACUCUUCGACACCCUCCAGGCCCACUCGCCGAUGCUCGGCCGUUUCUGGCUCCUGCUCAUGCUCGUGUUCAGGAUUCUGAUCCUGGGAACCGUGGCCAGUGACUUGUUCGAAGACGAGCAGGAGGAGUUUGCCUGCAACACCCUCCAGCCGGGCUGCAAGCAGGUGUGCUACGACAUGGCCUUCCCCAUCUCCCAGUACAGAUUCUGGGUGUUCCACAUUGUCCUCAUCGCCACGCCGUCUCUGGUCUUCCUCAUGUACGCCAUGCACCACCACAACAAGAGGGAAAGACGCAGCCAAUCCAGCAGCCAGCAGCAGAGAGAGGACCGGCGCAUUCGGAGGCUCUACAUCGUCAACGUGGCCUUUCGCUUAGUGGCAGAAGUUGGCUUCCUGGUGGGCCAGUGGAAGCUGUACGGCUUCAAGGUGGAGGCCCAGUUCCCCUGUAGCCGCUUUCCCUGCCCCUACACCGUGGACUGCUUCACCUCCCGCCCUGCAGAGAAGACCAUCUUCCUCUGCUUUUACUUCGCCGUGGGGGUGAUAUCAGCCGUUGCCAGCUGUGCCGAGUUUCUCUACGGCUCCAUGAAGUGGUUUUGCCUGGGCAAGAAGCCCUUCCCCGUAGAUCGCUCCUGCGACUGCCAGAACCUCCAGAACUGCAAGCAAGAGGAGGAGGAGGAGGAGCUGGCCAAAGGAAGGCCGGGGUCACAGAGUGCGCCCGGCAGUUUGAGGCUGAAGGGAGGUUUGCAGAGGAGCAGUCGAAAGGUCUCCAGCAUCGGCCACAAGCACAGGGGCGGCAAACAUGUGAGCUGCAAGACAUUCAUGGUAUGAGAGAGAGAGAGAGAGACAGAGAGAGAGAGCCUUGGGGCUGCAGGGGUGUACGGUCGUCUUUCUCUUUGUUAAUUUAUUGUUAAGUAUCUUUCUAAUUCCUGUAAUUCAAUGCAUUUCACUCUUAAAGAGCUGAGGGGUGGUUUAUGAUGUGAGACGUCAUGAGGAAAUGCUCGAGAGACAGGACUGAUGAUAAGACAGAUGCGUGCCAGAUAUUUGUGUCUCGUUUGCGUCAGUUAGUCAUAACAGACGACAAAGGACAGAGCGGAGCACACUGUGUAACAAUGACUUGAUCUUUGUUUUAAAGAGAACUGAUUGCACAUCCCUGUAUCACGUCCUGUGUGAUGGGAAACAAAAACCCUGAAGCAGUCUAGUGGUUUUGCACAUUGAAGUCAGAAUUUAUAAAUGACAUUGACUGUCUCUGAAACCUGGAAACCACCUUUAUUUAAACUCCUUUUAAGGAAAUAUGCUUAUUCACUUUCCUGCAGCAGCCACAGUUUGUCAGCUUGAAAGACUGGAGUUAGGAAAUAUAAUGAAAGUGUCUAAACUCCUCAUGUGGAUUCAUGAGGUGAUAGAGGGACUUUGAGUUAAACUGAACUAUGACACUAAACAUUUGUGCACUGAUUUUACUAAGGUCUUACGUUUGUCUAUUUACAUUUAUCAAUGUAAUAUCGACCAUAUUUGAUGUGUUGGUACAACUUUAUAAUAAUGCACCAUUUAUAAUAAAGGGUUUUAACUAAUUGAUAUCGUUGAAAGUUAGAAAUGUAUUUGAAAAAACUUUAAAGGUCUGUCAUAAGCCAUAAUUAAAAUCAACUUUUUUGCAUGACCAGGUUGUGAAAAGUGCCUUUUUGACUGAACCUCUGAUCGGACAGACGACUUCAGGAAAACAGCGUUAAAAAAUAAUUAAACUUAAUAUAUUUUUAACUUGUUAAGCAUCAUGAGCAGCGCACUCAUUGUAGUAUUACCAAACACAAUGGAUGAGCACCAGCUAAAAGGAAUUUCACAAUUUCUUCAACCCAAACGUUAUAAUGGCUUGUAACUGGUCUAUGAAUCAAUAAUAACAAUAGAUCAUAAAUAUUCACUAAAUGUUUAUUGGAAGCAGUUUAUUACGAUGGUAUUUCACUUUUCAGUCAAUCACAUUUCAAUGGCUGAUUUCAGGUUUGUAAUACUUUCUGUUGUAACACAUGUAACCAUGUUUGAAUGUAUGAACAAAUAUUGAUUUCUAUCUACUGUGAAGUUCACGUUCCCACAAUUCAGUUGUCCGCUAAAAUGAUAUCAUGCAACGGCUGCAAGAAAUGGUGGAAACACGUUUUAUCCUUCGGUUUAAAUUCUAAAUUCAAGGAGGAAUUGCACUGUGAUGUCUCUCUGCUCUAAACUGCUUUGUCAUGUUCAUCAGUGUAAAUGAAAAAAACAAACCUGUUUUAAUGGUCUUAAUGUCUCCUGGUGACUGUGCAGAUCUGAAUAUAGAGUUUAGAAGAAUGUUUUCACAUUCAUCUGCUGAAGAGGGGAAAUCUUUAACCUCAUUUUUUUAACACAAACACGUUAUUACAAACAUUAUAUAUGAUUUACAACACAAUGUAUCUUUGUAUUCAGCUGGAACAUGUUGUGUCCAGCACUUAAACUGUAUAUUAAACAAUUUGCUGCAGAUUCA